UCUUCCCAUCCACGGAUCCUCCAGACCCAAUCUUCCAUCCAGAGAAUCGAUGAGAGAAGAGAGAAAUAAAUCCACGGUGCUGCUGCUGAUCUUUCUCCCGGCGGCGGCGCCGCCUCUCUCUCUCUCUCGGUGCCGCUGCGGCCCUGCCACUCUCUCUCUUCCCGACGUCGCUCCCCCUCCGCCAUCGCUCUCUUCUUGCCGUCGCUCUCCCUCGAGCCAAGACGGGAGGAGUUCCUGCCCCCACCACCGACGCGCCCCCGUCGGCUACGCUAGAAGAUCUUGCCGCUGGCCGAGAAUCACGUCGCCACUCCGCCCAUCGGUGCAUUGUUCUUCUCUAUUCUCGGGAUUCCAUGGCGCGGGAGAUGGAAUGAGAAACGGGGACUUUUUUUUGGCUUGAUGAGUUUUAGCAUGUUCCAAAUUUUUUGGCUUUGGCACCGGCCCCACAACGUUGUCCUACGGUGCUAAAUGUCACCCUAAAAUCUCCAGAAUGAAUGUGGACAACCACGGGCUUUUUUGCAACCUCAAGGAUAACUUUUUUGCAUAUGGUGGACACCUUAACGGAACUAGCCCAUAUCCGUAGGGAAUGAGAGGAAUUUUUUGCGGCAGUGGCCCCUUAGCCAACGUCUUUGGCAAAAUGUACCGUAGUACGCUCGCCCUUGCGGUCAAUGCAAUUGGCGAAAAGGCCUUUCGCUGAUGCCAUUGGAGGAAACGGCCGCAGAAAAUUGGAAUGAGAGAGUACGGAACUGAGAGGGUACAGAGUAGAAGAGGAGGUUCGGGUUUUCGAAAGAAAAAAAAUUUAAUUUUUCUCUUAAAUUUGUCAAAAAAUAGAUGUAUCUAUUUUGACAAAAUGCAUAGAUCACGUAAAAUUUCAGGAAUUAUGCAAGAGAAUACUCCGUAUUCGUGUCCCCUUCCCGCACCCCAAUACCGGGCUCGCCGCCGCGCUCGGUGCUCCCACUCCGAAGUCCCAAACCCAAGCAGCAAAGGACAGCGUCUUGGUUCGCGGCAACAGCAAAUCCAAGAUGUGCGGCAGGGCCCGGUGCACCCUCAGUCCGGCCCAGAUCGCUAGGGCCUUCGGCUUCCCGACCACCGGCGCGGCCGGGGGAGGGGACGGCGGCGGCGGCGCCGGCGCCGCAGGAGGAGGAGAUGCUCCAGCCGUGCCAACGCUCCAGAUGGACAGGUUCCGGCCGUCGUAUAACGUGUCGCCCGGGGCGUACCUGCCGGUGGGGGUGCGGGCACGGACGGUGGAUGGCGACGGAGGAAGAGAAGGUGAGGGGGAGCUUGAGCCAGUUAUCCAGUGCAUGAAGUGGGGGCUCGUACCCAGCUUCACAAGCAAGACCGAGAAGCCCGACCAUUUCAGGAUGUUCAAUGCCAGAUCAGAGUCCAUAAAGGAAAGGGCUUCGUUUCGACGACUUGUCCCAAAGAAUAGGGGUCUUGUUGCCGUAGAAGGGUUCUAUGAGUGGAAAAAGGAUGGAUCAAAAAAGCAACCAUAUUACAUUCAUUUCCAAGAUCAGAGGCCUCUUGUUUUUGCUGCCCUAUUUGACACGUGGAAAAAUUCAGAAGGCGAGACCCUCCAUACAUUCAGUAUUCUGACUACUUGUGCCUCAACUUCUUUGAAGUGGCUUCAUGAUAGAAUGCCGGUAAUCCUGGGUGAUAACAACUCUGUUAAUGCUUGGUUGAACAAUGGAUCUGUGAAGCUUGAAGAAAUUACUGUACCCUAUGAAGGAGCUGAUCUAGUUUGGUAUCCAGUGACAACUGCAAUGGGCAAAACUUCUUUUAAUGGCCUGGAGUGCAUCCAAGAGGUAAAAUUGAGACCUAGCGAAAAGCCAAUUUCAGAAUUCUUCACGAAGAAAGCGGCUGUUAAUUGCCAAGGAAUAAAGCCCGAGAAGACAUCACGUGAGAUUACGGAAUCACAAGUCUUCAGAACUGCAAAAGAGGAAUGUGAUGAAUCAGAAGAAAAUCAGCUGGACAAAACAGACAAACAGCAGCCUGCGGAGAACCAAGAGGCUGCUUGUGUAGUUAAAGAUGAACCUGCUACUUUGGAACUGCAAACUUUUCAUCCUGCUCAAAUCAUUGAAAAGGAAGCCGUUACAGUGCCAGAUGACGCAAACCAGAAAGAUGAUCUUUUCAGAACCAAGAGGAAGAUUGAGGACACUGAAGUCAAUGCGGAGGUGAAGACACAGAAAAGUUGCAGGUCGACCAUUCUUCCUGUGAAAAAGAAAGAAAAAGGUGCAAAAUCUUCUUCGGAUGGACAAGCGUCGCUGCUUUCAUUCUUUGCGAAAAAGUAACUCUCGUAGGUAGGUUAGUUUUGUGCAUUUAGUUGUUCGGUAGUAGUAUAACAGAACAUUAUCUAGUUGUUAUCCACAUUACUGCUAAGUAAUCAUACGAUUUAAAGCCAGAUUUAAUAACAGUAGUUGGCCGGGCUCUGAACUUAUGCGUAUGAUUUUGUUUCCUAGGAAAUCAUGCAGUGGAAGAUCCUGAAUUUGAGAA
Molecule: messenger RNA, 2487 nt
Organism: Brachypodium distachyon (stiff brome)
Lineage: Eukaryota; Viridiplantae; Streptophyta; Magnoliopsida; Poales; Poaceae
Product: embryonic stem cell-specific 5-hydroxymethylcytosine-binding protein
Exons: 8
Coding region: 1020-2285 (421 amino acids)
Biological process (GO): DNA damage response
Molecular function (GO): single-stranded DNA binding
Source: RefSeq, a predicted model, not a curated record